CAUAUCGUUCGACGUCUACGACCUCUAGGACGCCGGCCACCUCCUCCACGACCACACCCCACAAUGGCCACGCUGAGGUCUGUUUGUCGGGCGCCGCUCAGGCAGCUCAAUUGCCGUUCUUGUCUUUCAAUUGCCACAAAUCAUCCAAGAUUGCCGCAGCGACAAUGGCGGGGGUAUGCGUCUUCCUCUCUGGAGAACCAGCAAAAGCUACUCUCCGCAGACCUCGAAGAUGCCGACCCAGUUGCGUACCAGAUCAUCGAGAAGGAGAAGGAUCGGCAGAAACAUUUCAUAAAUCUCAUACCAUCCGAGAACUUUACCUCCAAAGCUGUGCUCGAUGCGCUCGGCAGCGUAAUGCAAAACAAGUACUCCGAAGGUUAUCCUGGAGCGAGAUACUACGGAGGCAACGAAUUCAUCGACGAGGCUGAGCGCCUGUGCCAACAGAGAGCUCUCCAGACUUUUGGUCUGAGCGAGUCAGAAUGGGGCGUCAAUGUUCAACCUCUCUCCGGCUCUCCAGCAAACCUGUAUGCUUAUUCCGCCCUUCUAAACACCCACGACCGAAUACUCAGUCUUGACCUUCCGCACGGCGGUCACUUGUCGCACGGCUACCAAACACCCACAAAGAAGAUCUCCGCCGUUUCCAAAUACUUCGAGACACUGCCAUACCGGCUAGACGAGAAGACAGGCCUCAUAGAUUACGUGAAGAUGGAGGAGCUGGCGAACCUCUACCGCCCGAAGAUCAUUGUUGCGGGAACAUCCGCGUAUAGCCGGCUGGUGGAGUACGAGCGCAUGCGGAAAAUUGCUGAGAGUGUAGGCGCCUACCUCCUCUCGGAUAUGGCACACAUUUCGGGAUUAGUCGCUGCUGGUGUCAUCCCUUCGCCGUUCCCGCACUCUGAUAUCGUCACGACCACGACCCACAAAUCGCUCAGAGGCCCGCGGGGUGCCAUGAUCUUUUACCGCAAAGGAGUAAGGAGAGUAGACAAGAAGGGUGUGGAGGAGAAGUACGACCUAGAAAACCCGAUCAAUGCUUCCGUAUUCCCAGGACACCAGGGCGGUCCGCAUAACCACACCAUCACUGCGUUGGCCGUGGCGCUUCAACAGGCACAGACCAAGGAGUUCAAGCACUAUCAGCAGAUCGUGCUCGACAACGCUAAAGCCCUGGCGGAGCGGUUAGGUAACUCAAAAGAGCACGGCGGUCUUGGAUACAACAUUGUCAGUGGCGGAACGGACAAUCACCUUGUGCUCGUGGACUUGAAGGACAAGGGCGUAGAUGGUGCGCGUGUCGAGCGUGUUCUCGAACUCGUCGGUGUGGCGAGCAACAAGAACACCGUACCAGGCGACAAGUCGGCCAUGAAGCCUGGCGGCCUGCGGAUGGGCACUCCUGCCAUGACCACGAGAGGCUUCCAACCAGAAGACUUCCGAAGGGUCGCCGACGUAGUACACCGAGCGGUCGGAAUCACUCAGAAGCUCGAUAAGGAUGCGAAGGCCAAGGCCGAGCAGACGGGCAGGAAGAAUCCGGGAAGCGUAGCGGCCUUUAAGGAGUAUGUGGGUGAGGGCGAGGAUAUCAUGGAUAUCAUACAGCUGAGGAAAGAGGUCGAAGACUGGGUAGGGACUUUUAGCCUUCCGUGGAUCAAGAACCAGUGACGGUAAUGGAAGCGAUUGCAGUCUGUGGAGGUCGGCAAGAA
Messenger RNA from Trematosphaeria pertusa, 1682 nucleotides. Its product is annotated as serine hydroxymethyltransferas-like protein. The transcript has 5 exons. The coding region runs from base 64 to 1641 and encodes 525 amino acids. Gene Ontology annotation, biological process: L-serine catabolic process; tetrahydrofolate interconversion; folic acid metabolic process. Gene Ontology annotation, cellular component: cytoplasm. Gene Ontology annotation, molecular function: cobalt ion binding; glycine hydroxymethyltransferase activity; zinc ion binding. Lineage: Eukaryota; Fungi; Ascomycota; Dothideomycetes; Pleosporales; Trematosphaeriaceae. The record is from RefSeq and is a predicted model, not a curated record.